AUGUCUUACGGAUUAGCUGCAGCCUCAAGAUUGGCAGGAAAAGUCAUUUUAAUCACCGGUGCUUCGUCUGGUAUUGGUGAAGCCACUGCUCUGGAAUAUGCUAAUGCAGCCAAAGGAGAAAUCAAACUGGCUCUUUCUGCAAGAAGAUUUGAAAAAUUGGAAGGCCUCAAAGAAAAAUUGACCACUCAAUGGCCCAAUAUCAAAGUUCACAUUGCUUUGUUGGAUGUGUCAAAUAUUGCAAAACUCACAGAGUAUGUAGAGUCGCUUCCUGAAGAGUUCAAAGCAGUCGACGUUUUGGUCAACAACGCUGGAAAAGCCUUGGGAAUCGAUAGGGUCGGACAGAUCCUACAAGAAGACAUAGAUGGGAUGUUUCAGACCAACGUCAUUGGCCUUAUUUCGUUGACCCAGCUGAUCUUGCCAGGAAUGAAGGCUCGUAACAGAGGUGAUAUUAUCCAGCUAGGUUCGAUCGCCGGAAGAGAUCCGUACCCUGGCGGAGGGAUUUACUGUGCUACCAAGGCUGCUGUACGAUCGUUCUCGCAUUCCCUUAGAAAGGAACUGAUCGACACCAAGAUCAGAGUCAUCGAAAUUGAUCCUGGAGCAGUCCAGACCGAGUUCUCUCUUGUUAGAUACAAGGGCUCGAAGGAGUCUGCCUCUAAAGUCUAUGAGGGUGCAGAACCAUUGAACGCACUAGAUAUUGCUGAACUCAUAGUAUUUGCGUCCACUAGAAGAGAAAAUACUGUCGUUGCUGAAACACUAGUGUUUCCUACCAACCAGGCAGGUGCAGGUUACGUAUACAGGAAAAAGGAUUAG
Messenger RNA from Komagataella phaffii GS115, 810 nucleotides. Its product is annotated as NADP(+)-dependent dehydrogenase. NCBI's taxonomy places the organism in Eukaryota, Fungi, Ascomycota, Pichiomycetes, Pichiales, Pichiaceae. The transcript has a single exon. The coding region runs from base 1 to 810 and encodes 269 amino acids. Gene Ontology annotation, cellular component: cytosol. Gene Ontology annotation, molecular function: oxidoreductase activity. The record is from RefSeq and is a predicted model, not a curated record.